This is a messenger RNA of Drosophila rhopaloa, 1774 nucleotides long. RefSeq names its product putative inorganic phosphate cotransporter (gene MFS1). The record is from RefSeq and is a predicted model, not a curated record. The coding region runs from base 108 to 1655 and encodes 515 amino acids. Gene Ontology annotation, molecular function: transmembrane transporter activity. Gene Ontology annotation, cellular component: plasma membrane. The transcript has 4 exons. Gene Ontology annotation, biological process: transmembrane transport; monoatomic anion transport. NCBI's taxonomy places the organism in Eukaryota, Metazoa, Arthropoda, Insecta, Diptera, Drosophilidae.
UUAGCUCUCCAAUGAAAUUAAAGGUCUAAAGCAAACUGGCUGCAAGUUAAGUGUUGAGUUCAAUUUCGAUCUUUAGAGUGUGUGGUACGAAUUUAAGUGGUGCGGAUAUGACGGCGGUUACGAAUACGGGUCCGAUGAUUGGCCAGCGUCAUAUGCAGGCCUUUCUGCUCUUUCUGUCGAUUGUGGUCAACUAUAUGGCCAAGUUUAAUGCUGGAGUGGCGGUUGUGGCGAUGACAAAUGCCGAGAAUACUAACCCGAAUUUUCCAGAGUACGAGUGGAAUGAAAUGGAGCGCUCCUACAUAUUAUCCAGCUUCUUCUGGGGCUACAUAUUGACGCAAUUCCUGGGUGGAUGGCUGUGCAGGCGCUAUGGAGCCAGGAUUACCAUGUUUGUGUCCACCAUUGGAUCAGCUCUUCUGGCCUUGCUCCCACCCUGGUGUGUUUCCUGGGGUGGCUGGCAGGCGUAUUGCGCUAUCCGGAUGUCAAUGGGUUUGUUCCAGGGCUUCCUAUUCCCCUGCAUCCACGCCCAUCUGGCCAACUGGUGUCCGGUGAAUGAGAGAAAUCGAUUGGGAGCCCUGGCCAACACGGGUAUUGACUGUGGAACUCUGGUGGCCAUGUUUGCCAGUGGACUACUGGCAGCCUCGAGCAUCGGCUGGCCCGGAAUCUUCUACGUGUCCUGUGCUGUAGGCAUUUUCUGGUGCAUCAUCUGGUUGAUUUUUGGAGCCAACACACCCAGGGAAUCCAAGUUCAUUAGUGAGGCGGAACUUAACUAUAUUGAAACGUCGAUCAACUCCAGUCGCAAAGCGGAGGAGGCAGAGCAGAAGGCCACUGGACCGAUUCCGGUUCCCUGGAAAGCCAUUUGGACCUCGGUACCUUUCUGGGCUUUAAUGAUCACGAGAUGCUGCCAGUCAUGGGGAUAUUCGACCCUCCAGACCGAGAUGCCAGCCUACAUGAACGGAGUCCUGUUGAUGGACAUGAAGAGCAAUGCCCUUUACUCGGCUUUGCCAUAUUUCACUUCCUGGAUAAUGGCCUUCGUCUACCUGAUCAUCGCGGAUAUCCUGCUGACCAGAGGCGUCAUGACCAUCACUGGCAUUCGGAAAACUGUGAACUCGUUGGCAUUCUUUGUGCCCGCUCUUGCACUGAUCGGCAUCGGCUUUUUGGACAGUAAUCAGAAGACUUUGGCCGUGGUGCUGAUGUGCGCCAAUGUGGGAAUCAAUGCUGGGUCUACAAUUGGUAGUACGAUUAACACAAUCGAUUUGUCACCAAAUCAUGCUGGCAUUCUUAUGGGAAUUAUUAAUACGGCGGCUAACGUUGUGCCCAUUUUAACGCCCCUCCUUGUUGGAAUUAUCGUGAAAGAUGAUCACGAUCGUGAGCAGUGGCAAAUUGUGUUCAUCAUAUCAGCCGUCAUCUUCAUUGUGGGCAACAUAAUCUAUCUAGCCUUUGGUCAGAUGGUUAAUCAACCUUGGGAUGCAGCCGACUUUAUGGAUAAGCAAAGAACCUUGAAUCUACAAGAGGAUGGAAAUGCUAAGGCUUUGAAAACAAACCAAAACGACUAUUUGGACGAAGCGAAACGUAAGGAAAGUGAAGCUGGAUUAGAAAGCAAUGGAGCUACCAAAAAGGAUUUAACUGAGGAGAAUCUGAGCAACAACGAACUUUGAGUUCCUGGAAGAGACAAACUAUCUAUAACUCGAAAACAACAAUAUAUUUUUACUCGCGGCUGGUCCGUAACUCUUUUUUAUCAAGAGUUUUGUUUAUAGAAUAAAUAAAAUUAAGUCUA